This is a messenger RNA of Aspergillus homomorphus CBS 101889, 7975 nucleotides long. Its product is annotated as ketoacyl-synt-domain-containing protein. The record is from RefSeq and is a predicted model, not a curated record. Gene Ontology annotation, biological process: secondary metabolite biosynthetic process; fatty acid biosynthetic process. Lineage: Eukaryota; Fungi; Ascomycota; Eurotiomycetes; Eurotiales; Aspergillaceae. The coding region runs from base 161 to 7588 and encodes 2475 amino acids. The transcript has 12 exons. Gene Ontology annotation, molecular function: oxidoreductase activity; 3-oxoacyl-[acyl-carrier-protein] synthase activity; phosphopantetheine binding.
GUCACCUCGGCUUUGCCAGAACAAGCUAAUGCCUUGCGAGGCUCUAUCAGUGACCACUGACAGUUACCAGUAACGAAGUGUUCGGCUUGAUAAAUGUCGCCGCGGCACUUCAAGACCCCUCUGGUAGGUUAUCAUUGACACUAGAGGACAAUUUGACCUCAUGAGAACGCAAAUAUCUACCAUGGAAGACCCUAUUGUUGUUGUGGGAUUCUCCCUGAAGUUUCCUCAGGAUGCGGACUCUAGCGAAGGCUUCUGGAAUAUGCUCCAUGAAGGGCGCUGUGCUAUGACUGAAUUCCCCGCAGAUCGAUUCAAUAUCGAUGCUUUUGAGGGGCCCAAAAGUGCGACCAAUGGAACUAUGCCACUUCGCGGUGGCCACUUUCUCAAAGAGGACCUGGGCGUUUUCGAUGCGCCGUUCUUCAACGUGACGCCGGCGGAGGCAGAGGCGAUGGACCCCCAGCAGCGCCUGUUGCUGGAAACUUCGUAUCGGGCCUUGGAGAAUGCCGGCGUCACUAUCGGUCAAUGCGCGGGGAGCAAGACCUCGGUCUAUACGGCUACCUUCACAGAUGACUACAAGAGCGUUCUGAUGGACGCGCCGGAUAACAUCCCCAAGUACGCGGCGACAGGGCUAUCGGGGUCUAUGCUGGCCAACCGCAUCAGUUGGUUCUACGACUUCCGCGGGCCCAGCAUGAACCUCGACUCCGCUUGCUCGAGCAGUCUGAGUGCUCUACAUAUCGCGUGUCAAGACCUGCACGCAGGGACGUCCACAAUGGCACUCGUGGGCGGCUGCAAUCUAGUUUUCCACCCCGACUUCAUGCUGAUCAUGUCCAAUAUGGGGUUCCUGUCGACCGACAGCAGAUGCCAGAGUUUUGAUCACAAGGCCAAUGGCUACGCGCGCGGAGAUGGCAUCGGGGUGGUGGUGAUCAAAAAGCUGUCGCAAGCCCUGGCCGACGGCGAUACAAUCCGCGCCGUCAUUCGCGCGACGGGGUUGAACCAAGAUGGGCGGACCCCCGGCGGAAUCACACAGCCCAGCGGGGACGCCCAGCGGGCAUUGAUCGAAGAGACCUUUGCCAAGGCCUUAUUGGAUAUGCAACCUGUCCGCUUCUUUGAGGCCCAUGGGACGGGGACCGCCAUCGGUGACCCAACCGAAUCUCAUGCGAUCGGGCUAUCCUUCCUGGAAUACCGGUCAGCCGAGGACCCCUUGUUCAUUGGCGCAGUGAAGUCGAAUAUCGGGCAUCUGGAGGGGGGAAGUGGCAUUGCGGGCCUCAUCAAGACCAUCAUGAUUCUCGAGCGGGGCGUCAUCCUCCCAAACUCGGGUCUGGAGCGCAUCAACCCUAAGAUCGAUACCCAGGGGCUUCAUAUCCAGUUCCCGACUGCGCCCAUUCCAUGGCCAAGCACUGGCUUGCGACGGGCCUGUGUGAAUUCGUUUGGAUUUGGCGGAUCCAACGCGGUCGUUGUUCUCGACGAUGCAUUGAAUUACCUUGCACAAAAUGGCCUCCGCGGCCAUCACCGGACUGCAGACCUGACCACAGACCCAACAAAGAUGCUGUCCAGAGGUACAAAAGAGGCAUCCCCCCCUCAACUGUUGGUCUGGUCUGCUGCCGAUGAGAAGAGCCUUAGGAGUAUGCUCGGCGCAUACGAGCAGUUCUUUGCAGAUCAGUCUAGUCACCUGCAAAGCCCAGAUACAUUUGUAGACCUGGUGCAUACUCUGACAUCGAGAAGAACUCGCCACAAUUGGAGAUCAUCCGUGGUAACCACCAAGGAGGAAAACCUGCGUUCACUACAGGAAUCCAGUUCUAAGCCCGUUCGUGCAACUGUCACGCCGGGCUCCAUCGCAUAUAUUUUCACUGGGCAAGGCGCACAAUAUGCCCGGAUGGGACAUGGCUUGCUAGCCAUUCCCUUUUUCCGGAACCGGGUUGAGCAACUGGACAAGAUCUUGGGAGAGCUGCAGUGCGGAUGGUCGUUACUAGAGCUCAUUCAGGAUCCCGACGCCCGGGUGGACGAGCCCGAGUAUAGUCAAACAUACUCGACAGCGCUCCAGAUUGCUGUGGUCGAUUUCUUCAUGCACGUCGGUGUCGUCCCUUCAGCGGUGGUAGGCCAUUCUUCUGGCGAGAUCGCAGCGGCGUACUGCGGAGGGGCCAUCAGCGAUCGCACUGCCUUGCGGAUAGCUUUUCACCGCGGCCGAUUAGCACAGCGCCUGCCGCAUUUGCAUGCUGUCCCACAGGGCAUGUUGGCCGCCGCCGUCAGUGUGGAACAGGUUCAGCCGUACAUGAGUCAGCUGGGACAGGUAGUCGACGAGCAACGUGUACAGAUCGGCUGUGUCAAUAGCCCGACAAGCAUCACCUUAACCGGAGACAAAGACCAACUGGAGUGGUUGCGGUCAUGUCUCGAAAAGGACGGCCACUUCACUCGGAUGCUGCGUGUCAAUGUAGCGUACCACUCCACGUUUAUGGAGUCCAUCAAGGAAGAUUAUCUGAUUGCGCUGCAAGGCAUGGAUGGCGAUCCGGUCGGGGAACCGCUCGUCCCCAUGAUCUCGACAGUCACGGGCCAGGUCAUUCCCCCUCGCAUGCUGCGCGAUCCGGCCUACUGGAUCAGCAAUAUGGUCUCCCAGGUCAGGUUUGCCUCCGGGAUAGCACUGCUGGCUGUACUCUCCGGCCGCGCUCCUCGGAAGCACCUUGGCUCCAAGUUCCAGUCUCUCUCCGGCAUCAGGACUUUGCUAGAGAUCGGCCCGCAUUCGACACUCCAGGGCCCCUUGCGGGACAUAGUUCAAGAGCUGGAUGUGCAGAGUCAAUUCACUUAUGACCAUGCCUUGAACCGAAAGCAAGACGCCGGGCAGAGUGUUCUUCAAUGUAUCGGUCGCCUCUGGAGUCGGGGCCACUCCAUUGAUUUGCGCAGGGCGAAUGGCCUCUGCGAUCAGUCGCCGGCGUUAAGAACUGACCUGCCGGAAUAUCCAUUCAACCACACCCAAAGGCACUGGUUCGAGGAUAGGUUGAGCUCAGCUUUCAGAUUCCGCACGCAUGGUCCCCACGAACUCCUUGGGAUUCUGACUGUCGACUCGAACCCAUACGAAGCGCGGUGGCGCAACAUCCUCCGUCUGGAUGACCUCCCGUGGCUGGCGGAUCAUCAGAUCAGCGAUAGCAUUUUAUUCCCUGCGGCAGGGAUGCUAGCCAUGGUCAUCGAGGCUGCACAACAGCUUGUAUCACCCCAACAGGACAAGAAGACAUCUGGCUUCGAGCUCCGCGAGAUCCGAUUCCUCAACGCGCUACAAGUGCCAGAUAGUGUCCAGGGGAUUGAGACGCAGGUUACCUUGUCGCACGCGGGUCACCGGGGUGGAAUCCACGCAGCGACAUGGUACGCGUUCAAGGUCUUUACAUUUACUUCCCGACGGGAGUGCGUUGAACAUGCUCAUGGGACUAUAAGAGUGGACAUGGCUCGCCUGGAUCAGCCGGACCCUACCACCGCGACUCUGGCCUACCACCAGCAGGCCGUGCAUCAGGCUCGACAGGGCUGUGAGACCGCGCUAGAUUCCACGGUGCUGUACAGCAUCAUCCGGGAGAAUGGCGUGAAUUAUGGACCGAAGUUCCAAACUCUGGAGAAUCUGCGCAUUGAUCGCCGCGGAGGCGCCGUGGCGGACAUCCACCCGUGCUCCAAGGAGUCGGACUUUCCCCGGCAGAGUACAUAUGUCAUGCAUCCGGCGACGAUGGACGGGCUGCUGCAGCUGGUGUUCCCGGCCCUCAAUGAGGGCGGCAGUCGCCCGUUGCCCGCGAUGGUUCCGUCGUACGUGAAGAGGCUGGCCAUUGCUGCUGCCCACCCCGGGCAAUCCGAUGCCGCCGUGGACCAACCCCUGGUGGCUACGACGCGGUCAUCAAUGCAUGGCUCUAACGGCACCCAGUCCGACGUGGUCGCCCUGUCCAAGCUCGAUGGGCAAGUCAUCUGCGCGAUCGAUGGUUAUGAGACCAAGUUUGUGGCCUCGGUCAACGACGAGUCGGUGGCGGAGCGAGCUGCGCGACCGCUCCACAGCCAGGUCGUGUGGCUACCGGACCUGGAUCUAAUGACCAACGAGCAAAUCCGCCGAUUCUGCACGCAGGCCCUACCGCAGGACGGCGGGGAUCGGCUAAAGCUCAUUUCUAAACGCUUGGCCCGAUUUACGUCGCUCCUGACGCAUAAGAACCCGCUCCUCAGGGUCCUCCACAUCGGUGGCAGCACGGCAGAUCUCGCUAGCUUCACAGAAACCCUCUCCUCCAGCAGCGAGCGCUGUCCUUGGUUUCAAUACGACUACAUCAAGCACUCCCAGGAAGAGCUCGCGCAUGUAGAAGCCCACUGUGAACGCCUGGGACAGAAUGUUCGUCUGAAGUCUCUGCAGCUGGACCAAGAUCCCACCACACAGGGAUUUGAGCCUUCUUUCUAUGACCUCGUGGUUAUUUCUCAGCCACUGACCCCGGAGCAAGACAUGCUCAAAUCGCUAAACAAUAUCAGAGGAUUAGUCAAGCCGGACGGCCGGCUCAUCCUCAUGGGAGUUCACAUCACGCCACCAGAGGCGACCAGCCUCGUCUUGACUCAUCCCGCCGAAGCCAUGCCAUGCCUUUCUCCCCACAACGCGACGAGCUCGUCCUGUUCCGAGGAGCAACUGUCGGAAAUUCUGGCACGGAGCCAGUUCACGGGCAUUGAGGUUCAUCUCCCGGAAAAUUCUCCUUCGCAUCCCAGAGAGAGCGGUAUCGUGAUCAGCAGACCAAGAACGAAGGCUGUAGAGGCGAAGGCACUCGAGAUGCCGCCCGUUCUGAUCCUCACGGACGGGAAGAAUGAGGCACAAGCCAAGUUUGCAGAGCAGCUCCGAAGACAGAUCCAGAGCAAUGUUGCGGAUCUCGAGGUGUCGAUCGCCCCCUUCCUAGAGGCAGUGACUGAGAAGCAGCCGCAGGGGCGCAUCUGCAUCUCUCUGCUCGAAUACCAUCGGCCGUUUCUGGCCACCCUGACCGAGGCGGAGUUCAACGCCCUGAAGGAGAUGCUGACCCUGACCAACGACGUGAUCUGGUUGGUGCGAGACGCGCAAACCCCGCGGAAACCCGAGUUCCAUCUGGUCGAUGGCUUUGCCCGGUCCUUGCGGUCCGAGAACGGGCAGCUCAAAUUUGUGAAACUGGCUUUAACCGACUCGGACCGAACGCACGCCGUCGGCGGUCCGGCCACGGUGGUCACCGUGCUACAGCACGCGGUGCGCUCUUCGUUGGACGACAUGGAGUUCGAGUACGAAGAGCGCAACGGGCUGCUCGAGAUCAGUCGCGUCGUGCAGUCCAGAAGGCUGGACGCCUCGAUCAGCAGGUCCACCGCAUCCCACCAUGUGGAAACCAUCGAACUCGGCCGUGAAGGUCCGUGCCUGCAAGCCAAGCUCACGAAGCCCGGGUUUCCGGACAGCAUGCGGUUCGAGGAGGUGGAAGAGAUGUCUUCGUAUCGGCCGCGCGAUCUGGGCGAGUCGGAGAUCCUCGUGCACGUGCACGCGGUAGGCGUCAGCCACGGAGACUAUCUCAUCGCCUCGGGGCAGGCCCCGGAUGACGAGACCGGGAUGUUCUCCGAGGGUGCCGGGGAGGUCCUGCAGGCGGGCUGGCGCAGUGGGUUCCAGGCCGGCGACCGCGUCCUGCUUCGGUAUCCCGCCUGCUGCCGCACGUUCCUGCGCCUGCCGGCGGCCUUUGCGGCUCCCCUACCGCCGCAAAUCUCCUUCGUGGAGGCGGCCGCACUCCCGACGGCGGGAUUGCUGGCCCUCUACGCGCUGCGGAUUCUGGGACGCAUCUCGCCGGAUGACUCCGUCCUGGUCCGCCAUGCAGCCAACGGUGUCGGGCAGGUGGCUGUCCAGCUUGCCCAGCUCAUGGGGGCCAAGGUCAUCGUCACGGAGGAUAGCCAGGAGAAGCGAGAGAUGUUGCGAGCAAAGUACAGCCUUUCCGCGGAUCUGGUCCUUCCCGAGCAGGAGGGUGGCGGCCUCGAGAUAGUCCAUGGGAUCCGCCAGGCUACGCCGGAAGGAUAUGUGGAUCUCGUCUUGAACUUCGACAGCAAGGAGUUGGAAGGGUCGUUGAAUGCGUUGGCCCCGUGUGGGACGCUUAUAAACCUGAGCCUGUCCAGAGAUUUGCCGCCUGACCAUCACCGUCUCGUGCGAGACGCUGCGGCCAGAUGUAUCACCCUUGCUACCGUGGACUUGUCCCAACUCCAUCGCCAGAAACCCACGGUUGUCCAGAAGCUUCUUCGGCAACUGUCGCAGCUUAUGCUGGAUGGGUCAGUGGUACCGGUGACGCCGCUGAGAGUCCUCGCGGCAUCAGAUGUUUCCAAAGCCCUCCAAAUCGUGCAGAGAGGUCAGACCGCCGGUAAGGUCGUGCUGGAUCUGGGUCCGGGGCAGUCCGUAUCGGCUCGUAUGCGCAACAAAUCAACGUAUCAGUUCAACCAGGACGCGACAUAUGUGAUUGCAGGCGGCUUUGGAGGGCUGGGCCGCAGCAUAUGUCGAUGGAUGGCGAGUCGAGGGGUGCGAAAUCUCCUCGUUCUGUCGCGGUCCGGGGCGCGGUCCGAGCCGGCGCGCCAACUGGUUCAAGAGCUCAGUGCGCUCGGGGUCAAAGUGGUAGCGCCGCCAUGCGAUAUCAUCCAGCCGGCUUCACUCGCCGAGGUGUUGAAGGAGCAUGCCUCUACGUUACCCCCAAUCCGAGGAUGCUUCCAGUGCACAAUGGUCCUGAGAGACGCCGUGUUCACCAACAUGACCUACGAGGACUUCAUCGUCAGCACGCGACCCAAGGUCUUCGGCUCAUGGAACCUGCACUCCCUCCUCCCGAAGGGGAUGGACUUCUUCGUGCUCCUCUCGUCGAUCGGCGGGGUGCUCGGCGCCCCCAGCCAAGCUAACUACUGCGCCGGCAACACCUACAAAGACGCGCUGGCGCGGUACCGGGUGCAGCUCGGAGAGCCGGCCGCCGCCAUCGACCUGGGCAUGAUGGUCGGCGAGGGAGUCGUGGCCGAGACGGCCGGAAUGCUGGACUCGCUGCGCCGCCUAGGCUACUUCAUGGAGGUCAGCCCGGCCGACCUGCACGCGCUGCUGACCCACUACUGCGGGGCGCCGUGCCCGUCCCCCGCUUCCCCGGCCGAGGCGCAGGUCGUGGUGGGGAUCGAAUGUCCCGCCGCGAUGGAGGCCAAGGGCUUCGACCCGCCCUACUGGAUGCACCGCCCAUAUUUCCGGGCCCUCCACCUCGUCGAAUCCCACCUGCCGACCACCACCGGACCCACCACCCGAGGCUCCGGGCCCGCCGCCGCCGCCGGAGGCGCAGCGGGGAGGGCCGGGGCGGAUGCCGCGGCCGUGCUGCGCGCGAGCCCGUCCGUCGCGGCGGCUGCGGCGCAGAUCGUGCAGUGGGUCGUGGCCAAGCUGGCGCAGAUCCUGGGACUCCCCGCGGAGGAGAUCGCCGUGGACCGACCGGUGCAUGCGAACGGCAUCAACUCGUUGGUAGCGGUCGAGCUGCGCAAUUGGUUCGGGAAGCGCAUCGGCGCGGAUGUCGCGGUCUUUGAGAUCCUAGGCAACAUGACUCUGGCGGAGCUGAGUAAGUCGGCGGCCGAGAAGACUCGCUUUCGGGAUUGAUAAUAUCCAGCCAGAUGGUCUGCCUCUCUCCACGCCGAGAGAUAUUGCAGUUCCUGGAUCAGGGGAUCUUGCUGGCUGGAGACUGAGCAACAACACUCACUUUGGCAUGAACAAGAGCGCCCGUUGGGUUGCCGUACACUGUGCUGGAGGGAAUAAUCGAGAUUGACAAGAGAAUCCUUUGGACAAUGUAUACAUCAUACCUAGGAACCCGUUCUGGUGGUUUGCCCUUAGCCCCCUCCCCUCCAGCCGACUAUCGCGCAGCUUCCCGAGUGGAAAUAUAGAAAUCCGCCAAAAUGAUUCUGAUCCUGCUGUCUAUGAAUCUGCUGGGAUCUCUUUCAGGCCCACCCUGUGUAGCUAGCUAGCCAUCUAGGUACCUGUUCGGGAGAC